This is a messenger RNA of Mycotypha africana, 735 nucleotides long. RefSeq names its product ribonuclease H-like domain-containing protein. The transcript has 6 exons. NCBI's taxonomy places the organism in Eukaryota, Fungi, Mucoromycota, Mucoromycetes, Mucorales, Mycotyphaceae. Gene Ontology annotation, cellular component: mitochondrion. The record is from RefSeq and is a predicted model, not a curated record. Bases 32 to 574 code for a protein of 180 amino acids. Gene Ontology annotation, molecular function: nucleic acid binding; 3'-5'-RNA exonuclease activity.
ACGUUUGUCAAUAUCAGCCGCUGCAGCUAAAAUGAUAAAAAAUCCGUUGGUUUGGGUUGACUGUGAGAUGACAGGUCUUGACUUGACCAAGGAUCACUUGAUCGAGAUCGCGGUAUUAAUUACUGACGGCGAUCUCAAUAUUGUAGCCAAGGGCCCUGAGAUCGUUAUUCAUCAACCAAAGGAAGUAAUGGAUGAUAUGAAUGAAUGGUGUAUUGAACAUCAUGGGAAGUCUGGCUUAACAAAACAAGUAUUGGAAUCAAAAAUCUCAGCGCAAGAAGCUGAAAAGCAAGUAUAUGACUUUUUGAAAAAGCAUGUGCCUGCUGGAGUCGCACCUUUAGCGGGUAACUCAGUGCAUGCUGAUAAGCAGUUUUUAUUGAAGGAAAUGCCUAGUGUUGUUGAGCAUUUGCAUUACCGUAUUGUUGAUGUCAGCACCAUUAAGGAAUUAUCCAAGAGAUGGUAUCCUGAUAUUGCUGCCAGCGUUGUCAAAAAGGGUGGCCACAGAGCUUUGGAUGAUAUUGUUGAAAGUAUUGAGGAACUGAAGUACUAUAGGGAAAACGUUUUUAUCAAAGCAUAAUUUGUCGGGAAAAGCAAACGUACAUUCUGUUAAAAUUCCUGGGUCCGUGAUACGAGUGUUAUUUGCUCUUUUUAGUCUUUUAAACUAAAACUGGCUACGCUAAAUAUCAGACAUAAGAUAGGCUUUUAAACAAAAAAAAAAAAAAAAAAAAAAAAAAAAAA